GGCUAUUACCUCGCGGCAAUGCAUACAAAGUCCCGAUCCACCGGGCUGGGUCCAAUUCCUUCGUGGUUUGAAUUAUUUCUUCCAACCUCAACCAACAUCGGAAAUCCAACCUGCGAAUCUACAAAUCCCUAGACGAGAGAGGGGUGGCUGAUAAGCGACUGAGACCGUACUGGGCCACUGAUAGGGUCUGAUCUUGGCAAGAUCAUCAACUUAUCAAAUUCCUCAGCCCCUCGCAGUCCCAUUCCACAAUCCUACAAAUCACCUCGCUGCAAUGUCCCAAUACAGAGCCUACGACAAGGACGGUGAUGAUGUCCCCGUCAUCGAAGACGCGCGCGUCGGCCGCGCUGGCUACGCCGACGACUCUACCUCGGCAGACGCCGAUUUCUCAGCCAUUGACCCGCACAGCGGUGUCAAGCGAGGCCUAAAGACCCGGCACCUCAGCAUGAUGGCCCUGGCGGGCAUCAUCGGGCCGGGCCUCCUGAUCGGCGCGGGCGGCGCGCUCUCCAACGGCGGACCCGCCGCCCUGCUCAUCGGCUUCGGCGUCAUCGGCAUCAUUGCGUUCAGUAUCAUGCAGAGUCUGGGUGAAUUGACCACGUUGUAUCCCAGCGGCGGAGCGUUCACCGGGCUUGCGGAUCGGUUUGUCGACAAAGCUUUUGGUGUUGCACUGGGCUGGAAUUACUACAUAAUCUGGAUGUGUGUCUUGGCCAAUGAGUACAAUGUGCUAUCGAGCAUUUUUGUCUUCUGGAGUGACAAGGUCCCUUUGUGGGGAUACUUUCUCAUCUUUUGGACGCUUUUCCUCGGGUUCCAACUGCUGGGGGUUGAGGCUUUUGGAGAAGCCGAGUUCUGGCUAGCUUUGCUUAAACUGAUUGGCCUAGUCGCAUACUUUAUCUUCUCGAUCGUAUAUGCUGCCGGAGGAGUCCCCGGACAAGAAGCCCUCGGCUUCAAAUACUGGCGCGAUCCCGGCGCUUUCACAGAUGGCUUCCGCGGCACUGCCAAGGUCUUCGUCUUCUGUUCCACAUUCUACGCCGGCUGUGAAUCCGUCGCCGUCGCCGCCACGGAGACCAAGAACCCGCGCGUCGCAGUCCCACUUGCGAUUCGUCAGGUCUUCUGGCGCAUCAUCUUCAUCUACAUGGGAUCCGCCUUCUUCUUCGGUCUGACAUGCCCGGCCAACGCUGAUGAGCUCGUUAACGGGGGAUCCCGUGCAGUGAAGAGUCCCAUGACGGUGGCUAUUCAGAACGCCGGCUGGGAAGGUGGCGUGCAUUUGAUAAACGCUUUCAUCUUCGUUACGUGUCUGUCGGCGUGCAACUCGUCCAUCUACAUCGGAUCCCGCACUCUCCUGUACAUGGGCCAGGACAAGAAGGCACCCAAGAUCCUGGGGAGAACUGAUAGUCGCGGUGUGCCUAUCCCAGCCAUUGUGUUCACCAACUUGUGUGGCGCACUGUCCAUGAUGAACAUCAGCACCGGCGCCAGCAAGGCGUACUCCUACAUCGUGAAUCUCAGCGGUGUCUCGACUUUCCUCGUCUGGGGUUCCAUCUCUUUCAUUCACAUUCGGUUCAGACAAGCGUGGAAGGCCCAAGGGCACGCUGAAAGCUCACUACCCUUCAUUUCGCUAUGGUACCCAUGGAAUGCCUACUUCGGCUUGGCGGCAAACAUCUUCCUAGCAAUUGUACAGGGUUGGACCACCCUUUCGCCAUUCGACGCUGGGUCAUUCAUCGAUGCUUAUAUCUUACUGCCCUUGUUCCCCAUCAUUUGGUUCGGAUACAAGUUCUGGUUCAAGACACACUUCUGGAGGGUGGGCGAGAUUGAUCUGAUGUCCGGUCGCCGACGCGAUCUGGACGAGUCAAGGGAGAUUGAGACCGGAGAACAUGAUUUGGAUAGACUGCCCUGGUGGAGGCGGUUGCUCAAGAGCUUUUGAAUUCAUCAAUCAGAUGGAUCAUGGAAUUCGGUAUCGACCAAGAGAAUAGGCGCUUCGGAAAGAUGGCUGUAUUUAGUUAGGCACGGCCCAUUGCAAGGGACGAUGUGCCCUUUUCUAUGGCAAUCAAG
Messenger RNA from Colletotrichum godetiae, 2043 nucleotides. Its product is annotated as amino acid permease. Gene Ontology annotation, cellular component: membrane. Gene Ontology annotation, biological process: amino acid transmembrane transport. The transcript has 3 exons. Bases 272 to 1915 code for a protein of 547 amino acids. The record is from RefSeq and is a predicted model, not a curated record. NCBI's taxonomy places the organism in Eukaryota, Fungi, Ascomycota, Sordariomycetes, Glomerellales, Glomerellaceae. Gene Ontology annotation, molecular function: amino acid transmembrane transporter activity.